Schistocerca nitens (vagrant locust) is the source of this 594-nucleotide messenger RNA. Its product is annotated as eclosion hormone-like. The record is from RefSeq and is a predicted model, not a curated record. Bases 17 to 268 code for a protein of 83 amino acids. Gene Ontology annotation, biological process: neuropeptide signaling pathway; ecdysis, chitin-based cuticle. The transcript has 2 exons. Gene Ontology annotation, molecular function: ecdysis-triggering hormone activity. Lineage: Eukaryota; Metazoa; Arthropoda; Insecta; Orthoptera; Acrididae.
CUCUCCUCACACAGAGAUGGCCGCCCGCCGCUGCUGCCCCCUGGCCACACUGCUGGCCGUGCUGUUGGUGACGUCAUGCCUCGCACCGCCCGUGGCUGCCAACGCGGCCAGCGUCUGCAUCCGCAACUGCGCGCAGUGCAAGAAGAUGUACGGCCCCUACUUCGAGGGGCAGCUGUGCGCCGACGCGUGCCUCAAGUUCAACGGCAAGAUGAUGCCCGACUGCGAGGACGCCGCCUCCAUCGCGCCCUUCCUCAACAAGCUGGAGUAGCUUCCACACGGCCUCUGCCUCAAUAAAGUCUUUCUGCAAAGCUAACAUUCGCCAGCUUCUUUAUCCCAGCCAGUUACCUGCUCUCCCUCGUGAGCUGCCCGCACACUCGUAGCGAGAAAGUGACAUGCACCAGCCGUGUCAAAGCUCCCAUCACAAGCCUCUACAUCUUCAUAAUAAUAAAAAUAAUAAUAACAAAAUUCCUGGAGAGGAUUGGGCUAACGCCAUUCUCCAGUUACUUCAUCAGUAGGGGUUGAUGGUACGAAUUACCACGUAAAACGUAAAGAGGUCAUCAAUACAAUAAAGGAGAGUGCAAUGUGGAAAAGAUU